AGUAACCUCUGAAUAAAAAGAAAAAUACAAUGAAAAAGUGAUCAGAGCUCGGUUCACCUGCGUUUUUCCCUCAACCGUGGCUCAUCGUUAAUUUUUUCGACAAAUAAAUCACUCCAAUAGGACGACCAUCAGCGAAAAUUGGUGGGAGUGGGGAGAGGAAGGUGGAUAGUCAUCAGAAAGGAAUUCCCCGAGUGAUGAUAACGUGAUGACUCAAGCCUGGCUUGCGCAGUAACUCGCUGACUGUCAUUACACCCAGAGUUGCGAAAAUAAUAUUCAAUUGGGUGGGAAUAGCGAUAAUAAAUCGGGAAGAUGUCAAAUGUCAGCAAUUUGGAGCAACAAAUAGCCAAUCUGCAGAUUGAACAUGGUAGCCCAUCGAGUUUCCAAAAUCCGGGGAAGAGUGGGAAGAAAGUGGGUCCUGUUGUCCCCCCCAAACCCAAAAAAUCACAGCCCCAGGUUCCCCAGAGCUACCCAAUAAAAGCAUCGACGACUCCGUCCUACAGUACAGUCUUGAACAACUCAGGGAACGUCGAGAAAACGACAAAUCUCUACGCAAACUCGCCAGUUCCCUUCUCAGCGCCAUCAGAGAAAAAUGUGUUCUCAAGAUCUCACGGAUCCGCCGAAAAAUUCUACAAAAACGAUAACAAUUUUUACCAGAACAACGAGCAUUUCUACACCAACGAACCCCAGGAGAAGUUGUACACCAACGAGAAGAAUUUCUACUCCAACAUAGGAAACAUUGCUGGCCCUCAGGUGCCAGUGGACGACAGAUCGAGACAUGCCACUAGAAACGCUGUUUACAGUAACAUCGAGCCUGCAGUCCCAAUUCCAAUUCCUGUGCCCACUCCUAUCGUCAAUAAGGAGAAGGAUAUUAUUUACAGUAAUAUCCAGUGGAAUAACAAGCCUGAGAAUACUUAUUCCAACAUUCCUAAUCACGAUGAUCUUCCACCACCUCCACCAGGACCAACUGAGUACAUCUCCUGCGUCCCGAGCACCUUCCCACCGCCUCCAGACGAGCUCCCACCCCCGCCCUCCCCAGUGUCGUCAAGCUACUCUGAACUACGCAGAGCAACCUACCAACCAGAAUAUCCAUCCAACUACCCAGACCUCUACGGUCCCAGCUCCCAGUCGUCCUCGACGUACGAGUCCAUCUACGAGCCCAUCAACCCCAGACCGCCCUCCCAGCUUUCCUGCAACUACUCCACGUACUCGGGAUACGGUUCAGCGACGUCAACUCAACCCCCCAACAAGGUAUCACCGGUGAAAGAGGUGGAUACGCUGACAGACCUGCUCGUCCAGGGAAUGGAGGACAAUCAGGAUGACAUCUAUGGGAUAUGCGCACAGUGUGGGGAGAAGGUCGAGGGCGAGGGCAACGGAUGCUCAGUUAUGGAUCAGGUCUUCCACAUCAACUGCUUCUCGUGCUUCGUCUGUCAGGUGAAUCUCCAGGGAAAGCCAUUCUACUCCCUCGAAGACAAGCCCUACUGCGAAGAGGACUACCUGAACACCUUGGAGAAGUGCUGUGUCUGCACAAGACCGAUUCUCGACAGAAUUCUUAGGGCAACUGGAAAGUCUUACCACUUAUCCUGCUUCACCUGCGUUGUCUGUGGGCAGAGUCUCGAUGGGAUUCCCUUCACUGUUGAUGCCACCAAUCAGAUCCACUGCAUCCAGUGCUUCCACAAGAAGUUCGCCCCCAGGUGCUGCGUCUGCAAGCUCCCCAUCAUGCCUGAGCCUGGACAGGAGGAGACUGUCAGGGUGGUGGCACUCGACAGGAGCUUUCACCCUCAGUGUUACAAGUGCGAAGACUGCGGUCUUGUACUCUCAUCGGAUGCUGAGGGCUCUGGAUGUUAUCCUCUUGAUGACCAUGUCCUGUGCAAGAGCUGCAAUGCCAAGAGAGUGCAGGCCCUCACUUCUCAUAUGAUUACUGAAUUGUAAAUGAUGAGAUUGAAGGGAAAUUGUUAGAUUAUGAAAUUAAGCUACUGGAAUUGCUGAGAUUUCUUUGUGAUGAAUCGAGUUCUUUACAAAAAAAAAUCUCUGAUCAUUUUCCCUAAAAAUGUUCUGUUUAGGAGAUCAUAAACAUUUCAUGCAAAAUUGUGGAAUGAAAAAUGGCACGGGACACUUUUUCUAGAGAAUUUCUGAGGUAAUUCCACAAUUUUAAAGACUUCAACUUUUACAUUUCAACACUUGAGACUUUAAAACGUUUGGAAUUAUUUUUAUACUUUGCAGAGGACAAUUUUUUUAUGAAGCAAUUGAUGUAUUAAUUCUGCCAAUUGCGCCCUAAAUACAGUAUCAACAUUACAGUAAUGUUUAAUACAUUUAUAACAGAAUUUUCAUGUGAUAAUGUAUCAAUAGAAUAUUCAACCGUAGAAAUUAUCGAGGUAAUGAUUCAGUAUCAUUAGAUUGCAAGUACGUAAUGCCAUAAUCAAUGCAUUUAUUGAAUAUCUACUACGUAGUUUAUGAUGUGUAAUGAUUUAAUAAAUUCAUAUCUGUAUCUAAAUUUA
Diachasma alloeum is the source of this 2495-nucleotide messenger RNA. RefSeq names its product lipoma-preferred partner homolog (gene Zyx). The record is from RefSeq and is a predicted model, not a curated record. Gene Ontology annotation, cellular component: stress fiber; focal adhesion. The transcript has 5 exons. Bases 310 to 1929 code for a protein of 539 amino acids. Gene Ontology annotation, biological process: cell-cell adhesion. Lineage: Eukaryota; Metazoa; Arthropoda; Insecta; Hymenoptera; Braconidae.